GUUUGGAAUCAGACAAAAUCAGUGUCCUAUCUAUUACAUAUGUUCUAACUGUAGCUUCAUGCCUACACUGGCUUUUCUGAUCUAGCCGCUCCUAAGCUUACUGUGACGAAGCACGUCCUGCACCAUGUCGUCGUCGGACUGGCCCCCAAAGGAGGGUCUUUGCACACCCACUACGCCCCGAUCCAGCGGAGUUCUUAGCCUCUCAGCCUCCACCACCAUCUCCGCCCCCGCAAGCCUUGUCUUCACGAUCAUUCGAGAGACGGAUAAAUAUCCAGAAUGGAAUCAAUGGUGUCCCAGAGUGACUAUUCUUUCGCAGCCGGACGGUGAACACAGGGACUCGAAAUUGCUCGUACUCAACACGAGUUAUAUCUUACAUGCUCUGAUGGACACCUCAAAGCCGUCCAAGGACACACCUACGCAGCUGCGAAUUACUGAUCUUAGUACGCCCGAGGCACCCAAAUCGGACUACUUGGGUGAACUCCUACAGGAUCCUACGUUCACCUCGGAUCUUUCAAAGGUUUAUAGAAUUGCGUGGAAGGGCGAAGGCAGUUUCUUAGCGAUUGGACUCCAGACGGAACGAUUCCAUGAAGUCAUCGUGCUGAAUGAAAAUGAAUGCGAAGUUAGGACAUGGGAGGUCAUGUCAGGACCGGUGGCAUAUACAGUGAAAUGGAUGUUCAAGAAGAACUUGGAGGAAAAAUUUAAGCUCUGGGUCAGCGAUCUAAAGAAACGGGCCGAGAGUCUGCAUGGCACUGCGACAAAUACAUGAAAUUCAAUAGAUCAUAUACGCUUAUUCGUAACUGAAGGCAAAUGCUCAAGCAAAGUCUGAUCUCGA
Messenger RNA from Verruconis gallopava, 832 nucleotides. RefSeq lists its product as uncharacterized. The transcript has a single exon. Lineage: Eukaryota; Fungi; Ascomycota; Dothideomycetes; Venturiales; Sympoventuriaceae. The coding region runs from base 125 to 766 and encodes 213 amino acids. The record is from RefSeq and is a predicted model, not a curated record.